Molecule: messenger RNA, 4452 nt
Organism: Amoebophrya sp. A120
Lineage: Eukaryota; Dinophyceae; Syndiniales; Amoebophryaceae
Source: the annotation of a GenBank genome assembly
CGAUCGUAAAGUGGAAAAUUCCUAAGCCCAACCUGACGACCCGAUCUCAACAUUGACUUGAAUGCAUUACAACCCUCAGGCUUCCGGAAUUUUACCAAAUUUUGACGCAUUGCAUUACGAUGUUGUUGAAAUGAUGCCCCUUCCUACGAUGUUUUUGAUUAACCGUCGCCUAAAUUUCGCACCGAACUACACGCCUUCAUUGACCACACUGUUAUAAAAGAACAAAAGGUUGUACAGUACACUAAUUCUAAAUAGUACUACGACGGUUGAAAUAAAAAAAUGGUUCUGCGCGGACGCGGUGAUCCGACGCAGAAGCAGGAUGUGAGCUACAAGCUCCCGCCCGCGGACAAGCGCGCGGGCGUUUUUGACAAAAAUUUUCAAGUUUUGAACACGUCGAUUGAAGUCUGGCUCGAUGCGAUCCACGAACAGGAAUCGAAGGCGAAAAAAGCCGCAGCUGCUGCCGCAGAGCAGGAAGAGAAGGAUAAAGAAGCUCCUGCCUCGACUACUCCGUCGUCGAAAGCGCCUUCCUCCAAGGGCCCCGGGUCCUCGAAGAAGGAACCCGGGUCCUCGAAGAAGGAACCCGGCUCGAAGAAGGAGCCAGGCUCCGCGCGAUCGCAAAAUAAAGCAGGUUCGGAUGCUGGUGCCAGUUCAGCAGCAGACCCGCAAACGCCAGUUCUUCCCACGUUCAAGAAGGUCCAGCUCACGCAGAAAAUUCAGAACUCCUACAUGCAACUGCGGGAUUUGUUGAACGCAUGGGUGCAGGACACGAGGGACCGGGAAAAUCUGCGAAAAUCGUUUGUGACGGACAACAACGUGCCGCAGUUGGUGCUGUUGAUCGUGCUGUGUGAGCAGGCGCCGUUGCUGGAAGCCGACAUGUUCGACGCCAUGAAUUUGGACGUAACGAAACUUAUUUCAUAAAUGUUUUUUCUUUCAUGCGGAAGUUCAAACAUAGAUUCAUUGUAUACCGUAGCUAGCUUCUUCUGCGAUACUAGUGUCUUGCCAUGCGCAUGCCUGGCAACUGGUCUCGAUACUGAUACUCGAUUUAGGCCGGGGCCCUUGGAGGUCAAUGAUUCGAAACAUGAGAAGCUCUUUCACUUUUCUACCUUCGUGCUAUCCUGGGGUCACAACAUCAAAAAACUAAAAUAACAGGAAGCGAGUCGCAAGAAGCAAUCCGACGAUCGUUGGGCGGGGUGCAAGAAGGCCGCGGAGAUCGUGAUCGACGUGGUUCUGGAUGUGCACCAGAGGAACCAGAUGCGUUUGAAGCUUGAGGAGGAACGGAGGCGAUUAGCCGGGGAAAAGAUUCCCUCGGGGCCGCCGUUUACCAACGAAGAGGAGAUGAAAUCUUGGCUGAGCAGCUUGAAGGAGGAGCCAGCUGUUGAAGAAGAGCCAGAACGACCACCUGUUGUGUCAGAACCCCCGCCUCCACAAAUUCCAGAGCCGAAAUCCGAACCGCCCCCAAAGCCGGAGAAGCCAGCGCCCCCCGUCCCACCGAGUAAACCGAAGAGCCCAGUCCCGCCGCAGGCACUGCUUUUGAAGAACCUCGUAUGGAAGCGUCAGGUUUGAAAUCCUCAAAGUUGAAAUAAUUUGUAAUGCAUAAAAUGCGAUACAAAAAGUGACUCUAUUGCAGAGGACCCACGGGAGGCAGAUGAUAGUCCUGGUAAGGGUCAAAAAUUGGACUGCUAACUAGCAUGACAGAAGGCAGCUCUUUUGCCCUAAACCGCAUGACAGACUCGCUUCCAGGACCGGGAAAAUUUGUCAUGCACCGACUACAAACUGUAGGUCUAACUGGUAUCCGUUUUAUGCAUGACAAACUAUUUCAACUUUGACGAUUUCAAACCUGACACAUCCAUACCUCGAGCAGCAGGAGAAAUUGAAGCCGGAGGCGCACAAGAAACUGCUAUCAAAUGUAAAAAUGUCUGGGUCUGGAAGAUUGCAACUUGUCAUGCUGUUUUUGGACUCUAAAAAAAAUUGUAUUGCAUGACCAGCAAAAUGGGUACGCUUUUUGCCACUUUUUGCUACACAGACAGGCCAUUUCUCAUGCGGAAGAUGCAUCAGGAAGCCCUCUAAAAGUCUGCGAUGCUAGUUCAAGCAUUACAGGCAUCAUAGGUCAUGAGAAAUAUGCAUGACAAAUCUUGCAUUCUUCCAGACCCAGACAUUUUUACAGUUGAUAACUGCUGAUGAUCAACCAUUUGGAAGAGGAGAACGAGAAGCAAAGAACCCUUUUGACACACGAAAAACAAUUGAAACAACAGAUCGAAAUCAUCCAGCAGGAACAAAUCGAGCAGAAGCUGCUCGUCACCAGCCGCAUCGACUUGUUCAAAAAACUGAUCAAGGACGCCAUCAGACGGAGCGACAAAUUCACCGACGAGCGGAAGUGGCUGCUGACGCAGAAGAUGAAUCUGACGUUCGACCAAUUGCUGGCGAAGAAGGACCUGACCGUGUUGGAAAAGCACCUCUACACGUUCGGCAGCAAAUCCAGAAGUUCGCAGAUGGGCCGGCUGGAAAAGGAGUUGCUUGAGCACGAAGAGGACACGAAGAAGCAAGCCAUCGGCGAUUUGCAGCAGCGGCUGGAGGAGUUGCUUGCUUUGGCGAACUCGAAGGACAAACACAAGUUUUUGACGAAGAACGGGGAAGUGGAGAAAAAGCUAAUGUCGGACUUGGAACGGGAACUCAUCGAAAUGGAAAACAUGCCCACCACGGCGUCCAGUGGAAAUGACGAGAUGAAUGGAAAUGUUCGGAGCGAAGGAAAAAAACCGAGAAACAGCCAAACAACUACGCGAAGGAGCAGACGGCGCACGACAGGGUCUGUGUCGUCGAUGCCGGGAAUAAGGCCGAACAGUUCAACAACUUCCCCGCGCGGGGGGCCACCGGUCGUGCGAAACAGCAACUGGUCGAGCCGAAGCCGGACGUCGCACACGGAGGACCGCUUCUAUCUCCACCCGUUUUCCCGACAGGUCGGGUCCGUGGUCCAGGAAAUUCAAAGGCAACGCGACUACACGGUGGAGGCCCUGGUGUCCGCCAGGCGGGCAUCGCGGGGGGUCAACGUGCACGAAGAAAUCAUGGCCGCUCAAGGUGUAGUUGAUCAACAGAUGCCCUCCUGGCUUCGCAUGAGCAGCAAGAAAUCCAUGCUGUCUUCCCGGUCCUCUCUCACGGAGGCUGUCACCACCGCGGGGAGACGCUCCGUUGGGUCGGUCGGGGGUACCAUGCAGCACAUCGAGUACGACACGAAAACCGGGAGGUUGAUGAAGAAAAAGCUGAGCGUGCACAGCAGCAAAGUCGGGUCGAUCACUGGCGGUGGCGGGGAAAACACCAUUAAGCCGGCGGCCCAGAGGAAUUCCGCCGCGGACGUGCUGCUCGCGCGGGACUUGACGGAGCAACGGGAUGUGCAAAUCAUGCAGAAAAAAAUCAAACAAGGGAAACAACAACAAACUGCAAACAAGAAAAAAACGCAGAACCUGCACCCGGUGACAAAGAAGCCCGCCCCCGGGCAGCCGAAUGCGCAGCUGACGAAGUUCUUGAUGCAGAAGAAUUUGGAGAUUCUGCCGAAAGAUUUCUCCAAGGCCAACACCGAUCCAAACAAGUCGUUGAAAGAUCUCGCAGUGGAUUUGAAAACCAUCAUCCCGAAGAACACGACCAUCGAGAUCCGGGUGCAAAAACUGAAGGCGAAAAAAGCGAAGCUGGAGCAAACGAACGCGCUCGUGACAUCGAAUUUAUUGCACAAGGAUUUACACCGGUACGAAACACGCAUGAUGAAGCUCGAGUACCAGUGGGGCAAGGAAAUUGAGGACCUGCACAAAAUCUUGUCAAGGCAGCAGGUCAUGCACGACGGGACUGCGAUUUGAGAUGGAGAAGGCUUGUGCCACUGACGACCCGGACUUUAUGUUCUUUUGACGACGCGAAGGCGAAGCAAGAGGCACUUUUUGCUAGACGCUAAAGGUGCUUAGUAGUAUCGUCUCGAAUUUAUUGUUCCAUUGCUUCGAGUUAAAAGUAAUCGUAAGCAAACCGCACGAGUAGAAGGGCGCACUUGAUAUCCACCAUUGCAUUGCAAAAUUUGCGACGCAGAGCUUUCAUUUGUAUGAUUUUCUGACUUUCUUUUCCCCCUGAAAAAUCGAACGAUGUUAUCUUCAAGUUGAGACCCAAAGUAGUCUGACAAGUACAGUUUUCCUUUCCAACUCUCUAAAUUGACGACCUAAAAAAUGUUCUAGUAACGCCAAGUAUAUUUUUUGAAAAGGAGCAGUACCCGCGCUCGCAAAUAUAUUGAUAAGUUUGUUGUCCUCUACGAAGUCCUCCGCACUUUUCCCACUUGAAGACGGACGUGAGGUGAUGUUGGCGCAACUUUCUUAGGCGUUCUUACCCUGCGCCGAAGUUGCGCUGACCCCAGCUUUGAUGAGCGAAGUGAUUUCAUGUGUACAAUUGCGCGCGGUCAGUUAUUUAAAAGAAGCGAAGAGCAUG